ACUGGAAAAACCUCAACAUGAACGUAUAUCUCAGCCUAGGGGAUGCCCCCGCCAAGUGAGAAUGUGAGCCAGGGCCCAUUUUGCAUUUGCUCCAACGUUCAAUCUCGCCACCAUCAGAAGGGGGCGAGUGAAUCCAGUGCCACUCAAAUUGCCACCCUCAGAGAGUGUUAUUCAAUACGUUGAGGUAGAUAAUUUGCCACAAAAUUACCAUGUUACUGCUGAAUACCAUCAGUCUAAGGCUGAGUGAGUUUCAGAUCGAUGAAAUACCGCCAUAUGCAACAUUCUGCGCCAAGUGGGGUGACGGAGAUGUCGUGUAUGAGGACUUGUGCAGUCCUCAGAAGGCACACCGAAGACCCGGAUUCCUGGCCCUGCAGAAGGGAUGCUCCGAAAGUCACAGCCGUGGCUUCGAGUGGCUAUGGAGCGACGCCGUCUGCAUCAACAAGAAAUCACCCAAUGCACUCUCUCAGGCCUUGAACUCUUUGGAUAAGAUAUAUCGGAGCGCAAGCCUCUGCCUCGUGCACUUGCAUGACCUGUUUGACUCCCAAGCACCUGACUUCGACGUGGAACGUCACUUCUCACGAUGUUCUUGGUUUGAACAUGUUUGGAUGUUGCCACCCCUCGUGUUCUCCAAGAAAAUGUGUUUCCACGACACACAAUGGAAUCUCGUAGGUUGGAAGUCAGACCUGACUCCACUGUUAUCACGAUUGACGUCCAUCAACGAAGCCGUUCUUGAGACCUCGGAUGCCCUGACGAGGAUUGCCAACAGCACGAAGAUGACAUGGGCGGCAGGACUGUCUUCAAACCCCAUUGAAGACGCCGCCUAUUCACUUCUUGGUAUCUUCAAUGUCAGCAUGCCCAUCAUGUAUGGAGAGGGCGUGGAAUCUUUUAUUCGCCUCCAGGAAGAGAUCUUCAAAAGCACCACUGAUUAUUCGCUUCUUGCAUGGAAACCGCAGACACGCCAACCAUACCGGGGACUGUUUGCCCAUUCCCCAUCGGAAUACACCCACCUCAAGCACCGAUCGGAAGGCGUUCCAACGAUCAAAGGACAACUGGAAAUACAACCAGACGCCAUUCACGUGCAAACCGGUCUCGGUGGCAGAGGAAAUGACCUUCUGCUUCCGCUUUACGCGUCUAACAAGCCCGUGAUGUGGGUUGUUUUGACACUAUGGGACGGCAUAUUCGUCCGGAAUUGUACGGAGACGGUGCCCGAUGGUGCUGAGAUCUCCAAUGUCUUUCCCAGAGACAUCCGUGUUAGGAAGGACUUGACCUCUGAUAUAUCGGGCAAAAUCUCAUUGCACAGAGACAAACCUCAAGAGAAGCGGAUUCCGACCAGUGGCCACUCCAAGUGCCAUUCUGCGUCGAAUCGAGAUUGUCAAGAUACCACAGCGAGUAGCCACAUUGCAUGGUCUGCAGCUGCCGAAGAUAACGAAGCUACUUAUACGUUUACCGGUGGUGUCCCAGGUAAAAGGCGCCCUCUUGGCUUUGUCGAACAAAGCACGGAGGGCAGCGUCAGAGAAGAUGGCGAAAGAGUGGCUGCCCCCCUUACUCAGAGCGGAUCUGAGGCAGGCGAUAUGACUCCCGGUCGGUCCCCAACGGGCAGUCCAAGCAGCAGAUGCGGAUCGAGCCAUUCAGACUUGCCCUCGACGUUGGACGCGGACCAUCCAUUCGCGGCAGUGACUGGGGAUCUAAAAGCUGUCUUGGUUGAUCGUUUCCUAUCAACUUGUGAUUCAAGACCUAGGAAAAGAACUCUUCUCUCAUGGUCCACCACAAUGCGCAAGAGACCACGGCUGUCCUGGUCCGACCCUUACAUGGACGUCGAGCUGGCGUCAGAUUCCGAGGACGUGGACACCAUUGUCGUGCACCACUCAGGCGAAAGGGUGAGCACCUUUGCCUGCCCUUUCUACCUGUUGGACAAGGAGAGACACGAGAAGUGCUUGACCCGGCACAGCCUGUCAACGAUCGACGCGGUCAAGGAGCACAUGUGGGCGUCGCACCGCCGUCCUCAGUUCUGCCCGAUCUGCAAGGAAACCUUUGCGACCCUCCGCGCCCGGGACGACCACAUCCGGGGCCGGAGCUGUGAGCCCAGGGACUCUCCAACCUUCGACGGCCUCACCGACCGUCAGAUCCAGCAGCUUGCUCGACGGGGUUCACGCCAUUCGUCGAGGGAAAGCCAAUGGUAUGAGCUCUGGCAUGUUGUCUCGCCGUCGGGCCCGCGACCCCUCUCGCCGUACUACUCCAAUGAGCAGGAAUUCCGAGUGGUGGCUCUGAGGCGCUUCUGGGAAGCCAACGGCCACGAUAUCAUCUCCGACUUCCUAAGGGAAAGAAACCUUCAGGGGUGGGAGGUGUCGGACGAGGAGCGGAGUCUUGCAAUUUUGUACAACGUUGUUCUUCACGAUGCUAUUGAUGAAGUCUAUCGGAGAUUUGCUAGGGCCACAAGGAACUAGGAAGAAUACCGAUGAUGGUGUAGUAAAUGUUCGUUAUUUCGAGUAGCUAGUCAAGUCAUGUGGAUCUGUUCCCAUACGCACUCAUGCACAAUUCCGCUUAUUCCCUUGAAAGUGGGAAAAAAAAAGAGACACAAAAGAAAAUGUAAGCAAAUAAUUAAAUCGCG
Diaporthe batatas is the source of this 2608-nucleotide messenger RNA. RefSeq lists its product as uncharacterized. Lineage: Eukaryota; Fungi; Ascomycota; Sordariomycetes; Diaporthales; Diaporthaceae. The transcript is spliced from 3 exons. The record is from RefSeq and is a predicted model, not a curated record. The coding region runs from base 210 to 2444 and encodes 744 amino acids.